UUUUUUUAGGGUACUUCAAUGAACAAGGAAAUAGAUAUAUAAAAAACGAUUUCUAGAUGCGUUACCGAGGAUGAGCAACACAAUAACAUCGGCUACAUUUAUUCGAAACCUCAACUAUGGGGUUCGACGAAAACUGUCUGACUUAUUGGACCCUCAAGACAGCUGGAAAGACGUUAUUGUUUCAAUACAUAAACCUACAGGGGAGCCGAGGUACUCUCAGCAACAUCUAAGGUAAUGUGCCAAUCAGCUACUUCUCUGACGGCAGUGACACCAUCGCCAUCAUAACAAAUUGUUACCUUCUAUCAAGCCUGCAUGAUAUUUUGUAAUGUUUUGGGUUGUUUCCCUUUUCUACUGCUCUACUCUUGAACAAACCUUCAUAUAACAGGCGAUUUGAAGCAGUAGUUUUACAGGGAAGAAGUCCUACCAUGGAGCUACUGAAUGACUGGGGGACAUCUAACAGCACCGUGGGAGAGUUAGUGGACAUUCUGAUGAGCCACAGGUUAAUGGCUGCAGCCAGUAUUAUGCUACCAGGUUGGGUACUACAGUAGGCAAUAUGCAUUAGAUCAAGGACGUUCUAGUAUAUUGACUGGCAGUUCAUCUCUAGUAUUUAUUUCCACAUUGCCCCGUCAUUAUUUGUAUCUAAAUUCUAUGUUUUACCCAGAUGCAAUCAACAACCCCCGUCCAGCAGUCCCCCAGCCACCUGAUUCUCCCAGAGACAAAGGGAUGGUAGGCAACAGUGAUGCUGCAACCAGACCCCUGGGGAGGACAAAGGAACAGCCACCACCAGACAGCACCUCAGAGCCACAGGAGGACCAGGAACCCAAUGGCACUGCAGGUUUUCUCCGGCUUUCUUUCCACGAGCUGAAGAAGAUAACUGGUCAUUUUGACGAGAGGCCAGUGAGUGACGGCGGGAGCAGACUUGGUGAGGGAGGCUUUGGAACGGUCUACAAAGGCCUCAUCAAUGGCAAACCCGUGGCAGUGAAGAAACUACACUCAAUGGAAGACAUCUCACUUGAAGAGCUGAGCGUUCAGUUCAUUCAAGAGGUCCAGACUCUUAUGGUGUUGAAACACGAAAACCUAGUGGACAUGGUUGGCUUUUCACGUGAUGGCCAUCACCCCUGUUUGGUGUAUGCUUACAUGUCCAAUGGUUCGUUGUUAGAUCGUCUGGCUUGCUUGGAUGGUAGCCCUCCUCUUUCCUGGCACAGGAGAUGUUUGAUCGCUGUGGGAACAGCCAGAGGCUUAGAUUAUCUGCACAGCAACCACCAUGUCCACAGAGAUGUCAAGAGUGGUAAUAUUUUGCUGGAUGAAUUGCUUGUGCCGAAGAUCUCCGAUUUUGGGCUGACCCGAGCCUCAGCCACGCGAUCGUCAGCGACAGUGAUGACAGAGAGGAUUGUGGGUACAACAGCAUACAUGGCAAACGAGGCACUCAGGGGCGAGAUCACUCCUAAAUCUGACAUCUACAGUUUUGGAGUGGUGUUGCUCGAAAUAUUGUCUGGACUCCCGCCAGUCGAUGAAAACCGCGAUCCCAAGUUCCUGAUGGAGAUGAAAGAUGAGAUUGAUGAGGAGGAGAUGGCCCUGGAGGACUUUGUGGACAAGAAGAUGACAGACUGGGACCUGCCAUUGGUGGAGAGGACCUACUUCUUAGCCAGCGACUGUCUCAGUGACAAGAAGAACAAACGGCCACCGAUGGAAGAGGUCCUGACAGAGCUUGAAGAUGUUGUCAAAAGCAUUUCACUGGAACAGCUGGGACCCCAGAGUGAAGCAUAGACAACAGGAAGAACGACUUUCCCUCACUCAUUCUCCUUAAGAAAAGGACCAAACAUGUUACACCAGUCUUUUGUAUUUUUUGCCAAGAUAAUGUUUUCCAUCUUUGUUGAAUUGCUUGAUAUGUACUGUAAGUAUAUCAGACAAGUGGCUGUAAAAGAAUAAAUAAAUAUAGGCCAUUCAGUAUGUGUGAUUUAAAUAUUUUUAUUAUCCUUUUUAAAAAUAAACAACUUAAGACCAAA
Salmo salar (Atlantic salmon) is the source of this 2006-nucleotide messenger RNA. RefSeq names its product interleukin-1 receptor-associated kinase 4 (gene irak4). Gene Ontology annotation, biological process: protein phosphorylation. NCBI's taxonomy places the organism in Eukaryota, Metazoa, Chordata, Actinopteri, Salmoniformes, Salmonidae. The record is from RefSeq and is marked provisional. Gene Ontology annotation, molecular function: ATP binding; protein kinase activity.